Molecule: messenger RNA, 864 nt
Organism: Brassica oleracea var. oleracea
Lineage: Eukaryota; Viridiplantae; Streptophyta; Magnoliopsida; Brassicales; Brassicaceae
Product: putative hydrolase YtaP
Exons: 10
Source: RefSeq, a predicted model, not a curated record
UGGAACAAGGCUGGAGAGCAAGGAAGAUUGCCUUUGCUUAUUUUAAGCUUGAAGAAGAAGAGUGAAGAAAGAAGACCAGCUGUUGUGUUUAUGCAUGGCACAAGGGCAAACAAAGAAUGGUUAAGGCCAUGGCUUGAGGCAUAUGCUUCACGGGGAUAUGUAGCCAUUGGUUUAGACUCUCGCUACCAUGGGGAAAGAGCUGACUCCAAAACCGCCUAUCAAGAUGCUCUUAUUUCAUCUUGGAAAAAAGGAGACACAAUGCCUUUUAUCUUUGAUACUGUCUGGGAUUUGAUCAAACUAGCUGAAUAUCUCACUCAGAGGAAAGAUAUAGAUCCACAAAGGAUAGGAAUCACCGGUAUUUCCUAUACAGGAAUGCAUGCUUGGUUUGCUGCUGCAGUUGACACCCGCUAUUCAGUAGCUGCCCCUUUGAUCGGUGUUCAGGGAUUUAGAUGGGCGAUAGACAAUGAUGCUUGGCAAGCAAGAGUCGACAGUUUAAAACAUGUAUUUGAAGAAGCAAGGAUUGACAUGGGAAAGAACGAAAUCGACAAAGAAGUGGUCGAGAAGGUAAGAAGCAAAACAGCUCCUGGUCUAGUCUCUCAGUUUGAUGCAGCCUACUCGGUACCAGUCACCGCUCCACGCCCUCUUUACCUCCUUAAGGGCGCUAAGGAUCCUCGCUGUCCUCUUGGUGGACUAGUGGUUCCGUUGAAGAGAGCUAAGAAAGCUUAUAAGAAAACUGCAUCUCCUAGAAACUUCAAGUUCGUGGCAGAAAAGGGAGUUGGACACACAGUGACCAGUUUUAUGAUCAAAGAAUCAUCAGACUGGUUUGACAAGUUCCUUAAACAAGGAAACAUGACUUCUAAGUAA